Molecule: messenger RNA, 526 nt
Organism: Bactrocera oleae (olive fruit fly)
Lineage: Eukaryota; Metazoa; Arthropoda; Insecta; Diptera; Tephritidae
Source: RefSeq, a predicted model, not a curated record
GAAAGAGCAACGGCAAGAUGCUAAGGCCUAAAAAUAAUUUCUAUACACGAGUGCUUGCUAUUUUUGGAUUUGUCUUACUAACUUUGUCCACCCAAAUUUUUUUAUGCUGCAAAUAAAUAAAUACAUACAUACAUAACUCCUUUGUCAAGCACUGAGUGUCAUACAAGUAGAAAGAAAUCCCCGACAACGCGCUGAUAACGAAAAGUGGCACUUGAUUGCAUUUCCAAGCUUAAAAUAAGCUCAUACUAAUAAAAUGAACUUCAAUAAAAUUUUUGUUCUCUUGGCUGUCUUCAUUGCCGUCUUCGCUGGUCAAACUGAAGCAGGAUGGUUGAGAAAGAUUGGCAAGAAAAUUGAGCGUGUCGGUCAACAUACUCGUGAUGUCAUAAUCCAGACUAUUUCUGUGGCUCAGCAGGCAGCCAAUGUUGCAGCAACUGUUAAAGGAAAAACUGAACAUGUUCGGAAGUUAUGUACCUAAAUUAAAAUUAUUUAUGUAAAUAUAAUAAAGACAAUUUUUUCAAAAACUAAA